CCUCAUCAACCAGUGUUCCGGAUUUGGUUUCGCAGCUCGCUUGUCUCUAGUGAUCCAACCCUAAACCAUGCCAGAUAUAAAAGGAGGCUUCAUCCGCCGCCGGCCGCCUCGCAGCGAGAUUUCAAACAGAAAGCCUCUGUCUGACCGCCGAAAGUUCCAAAACUGUCUGAAGAUUCGCAAAGGGUUGAUAUUCACGGCACAUAAAAGCAUCUGGGCCUGCCUUCUAUCUAUCACAGCCAAACCUGCGUCCCUUUUUUUGGUUCUAGUAGUGCCCGUUUACCCUUCCAUACCGUUCGAAUCUUUCACCUGCCGAAUUCAAAAAAUCACAUCUGGACCCCGCUAAUCACAUGGGAAAAUGUCGCCCUCAACAAUCACCUCACCCACCGCUGUGGACGUCCACCACGAUAACGGCUUUCAUCGCAAAAGGAGCGUAAAGUCAAAUUACGCAAAGCCGGCGCCAGUGCCGGUCAUCGAUUUGCGCGGAAACACAUCCCAAUCGAAUACGGACGAUAACCUGAAAGCGUCCAUUAUCAAAGGGCUCUCGACGAAAAAUGUCGAGUACCACUUCGGCCCGCAGGGACCAACCCUCGUCCGAUCGGUCCCGACCAUGGUGCUGUACGACGACAAAGGUCUGGAGAUCUUUGACAAAAUCACGUACGUCGAGGAGUACUACCUGACCGAAGCCGAGAUUGACGUGCUCCAUUCGCACGCCGUUGACUGCGUAUCGCGCGUUGCUGGAAACGGCAGCAUCUUUGUCGAGCUCGGUUGCGGUGCCAUGCGCAAGACGAAGCACAUCCUGCAAGCGAUCGAGUCUCUUGGCUUGAAGAACGUGACUUACUACGCUGUCGAUUUGAGCGAAGCGUCACUUCGCGACUCCCUCAGUCCUCUCGCAGACGCCUUCCCAACCAUCCAAUUCGUAGGACUUUUGGGCUGUUACGAGGACUCUAUCCAGUAUAUCAGCACCACCAUUCCCGCCACGACGUCAAAGACGUACCUCUGGCUCGGCAGCUCGAUCGGUAACCUCAACCGCCAGGAAGCCGCCAGCUUCUUACGGCAAAUCUGCGACAAGGGAAUGAAUGUCGGCGACACAUUCCUGUGCGGCAUCGACCGCCGCAAUGCCCCCGAACUUGUCGGCGCGGCGUAUAACGACUCGCAAAAUGUGACACGAGACUUCAUCAUGAACGGUUUGGAUCACGUCAACACGAUUUUCCGCGCAAACGUCUUUGAUCGCUCUGCUUUUGAGUAUCUGUCCAUCUACAACGCCGUCGAGGGCCGACACGAAGCAUACUACAGGUCGCUGAAAGACCAAACGAUAUCCGCCCCCGGUCACAACCAGAUAUCGUUGACCAAGGACGAGAUCUUGAACGUCGAGUACAGCUACAAGUACUCCAAGGAAGAGGUAGACGAGCUCGUUGAACAAGCGCAGUUCUACAAUGUCGGUAAAUACACCGACAGGAGGCAAAUGUACGACCUCCACCUGUUCCAAAAGCCGCCAUUCUUCUUCAAAAAGUCCAACGAGACCCUCACCAUCUUACCCUCGAUGGAAGAGUGGGGGCAGAUGUGGAAAGCAUGGGACCACAUCACAACGACCAUGAUCCCGGCUUCCGAGCGGCUCACCCGCCCCAUCGCAUUACGACACCCCUUCAUCUUCUACCUGGGCCACAUCCCCGCGUUCCUGGACAUCCAGCUGGCCCGCGCGGAAAAGGCGCCUUUGACAUCGCCGCAAUCGUUCGCACGAAUCUUUGAACGCGGCAUCGACCCGGAUCUUGACGACCCCAGCGUGUGCAACCCGCACUCGGAGGUGCCAGAUCAGUGGCCGGAGGCGGAAGAGAUCAUGGAGUACCAGGGACGGGUGAGGGAGCGGUUGCGCAAGGUCAUGGACGAUGUUGCGCAGGGGAAGGACGUUGGAAAGCGCUUGAAGCGAGCGCUGUGGAUGUGCUAUGAGCACGAAGGCAUGCAUCUCGAGACAUUGCUCUACAUGCUCGUCCAAUGCUCCACCGCUGUCCCGCCUAAGGGCAUCCUGGCCCCGAUUCCCAACCAGUUCCCAUCGACCAAGCUCGCGGAUAUGAUCCGCGUUGCACAUCCGCAGAACGUCAAGACGGGAAUCAACGACCAGGAGUACCUCGAUCAUGAGCCCACUGCUGCGCUGCCCGUGACGUUUGGAUGGGAUGUCGAGAAGCCCGCCCGCGAGUUGCCCGCUGGCAAACCGUACGAGAUCCAGUCCCGGACAGUCACCAUCGGCGAGUACAUUCAGUUCCUAGAUAGCGAGAAAGAUGGCUGGAGGGAGGAAACUGGCCUGCUCCCUGCCAGCUGGGCACCCCUUCCAUCAUCAUCUACAGCUCAAAAGGGAUUUCUGACGACCGGUCUCUCCACCUACGGCGUCAAGACGGUAUUCGGCAUCCUCCCCUUAUCCGACUUCAUGACCGCGCCCGUCUCCGUAUCCUACAACCAAGCUCACAAAUACGCCACGACCCGCGGCAUGCGUCUACCCACCGAAACCGAGCUCCGCGAGUUCCGCAGCCAUGGCAAGCACCAGCCACGCAACUACGGGUUCGCGUCCAUGGUCGCGCUCGGGUCCAGUGACAUCGACUCGGACAAACCCGUCAUCGACGAAGGGCUGUGGGAGUGGACGUCGACGGUGCUGAACCGGUCGGAGGAGGACGGCUAUGUCAAGUCCGAGGUAUAUCCUGGAUAUUCGAGCGACUUUUUCGAUGGGAAGCAUAAUGUGGUGUUGGGCGCCUCCUGGGCGACCAUCCCGCGUAUCUCCGAGAGAGAGAGUUUCACCAACUGGUAUCAGAGAGGAUACCCGUAUGUGUUUGCUGGGUUCCGCCUGGCGCGGGACCUUUGAGUUUAGGGACUGUCUUGCCUUCUUGUUUUUGCCUUGACUUGCUUCGUUGUAUAUAUCAUAUUUUUGCAAUUUCCAUUAGACCCUUGAAUUCAUCU
Molecule: messenger RNA, 2943 nt
Organism: Fimicolochytrium jonesii
Lineage: Eukaryota; Fungi; Chytridiomycota; Chytridiomycetes; Spizellomycetales; Powellomycetaceae
Product: histidine-specific methyltransferase
Exons: 1
Coding region: 356-2848 (830 amino acids)
Source: RefSeq, a predicted model, not a curated record